GCUCUGUCCCGCCGCUUCCGUCGCGUCACGUCCGCGGGAAGCGGAGCGCGGAGCCGGCGCGGCCAUGGCGCCCAAGGGGAAGGCGGGCACCAAGGGCAAGAAGCAGAUCUUCGAGGAGAACCGGGAGACGCUGCGCUUCUACCUCCGCAUCAUCCUGGGAGCCUCCGCCGUGUACGCCGUAGUGAACCUGGUCAUCUUCUACUCCGCCGCCUCCGCCUGGACGUGGGUCGCGUUCGUCUUCAGCUUGGUGGUCUACGGCACCAGCUACCGGUCCAUGAACUCCAUGGCAAAGCCGUCUUUCACAGACGAUGGCAGCCUUGCCGACGGGGGAAUUGACCUGAAUAUGGAGCAGGGGAUGGCAGAGCACCUUAAGGAUGUGAUCCUGCUGACAGCUAUAGUCCAAGUGCUGAGCUGCUUCUCGCUCUACGUCUGGUACUUCUGGCUCUUGGCUCCGGGGCGGGCUCUCUACCUCCUGUGGGUGAACAUCCUGGGGCCCUGGUUCACAGCCGAGGCCUCGCCCGCUGCUCAGGAGCCCAACGAGAAGAAGCAGCGGCGGCAGGAGCGCCGGCAGAUGAAGCGCUUCUAGCCCUGCCUGGGCACAGAUCAACACCCUCUCCCAUCUCCAUGCUGUUAUUUCAUCAGGGAUGCGACCAAAACCAAUCCAGAACCACCGCAGUAGCUCUGUUGCCCUUUGUCACUGCUGCCAUUCCGACAGAAAGGCCGCAAGAGACUUCCCCUGGUUGGGUCUUGGCGUGGGCUGAGGCCUUGCUCCUCGGGCUGACAAGGGGGUGAUGCUGGGAUGUGUGUAAAUAUCUUUUUAAAGCAGCGCUGUAUUGCAUUCAGCGUUGGGGAGUGCAAUGCUGGAGGAAAUAGUACAUUAAAGAGCAGAGUCUUAACUGACCGUGCUGGCAGUGGGUUUGUGCAGGGGAGCUGUGAAAAGUGCCAGCAUGUUCUUGGAGAGCUAGGCUAGAGGGGAGCAGAAUCCCCAGUGUUCUCCUUUCCCAAGCUUUGUGCUGCCCUGCCUGCUACAGCCUCUGCACCCUGUGAAGAAUCUGCAGCUGCCCUGCAGGAUCAGGAGUGAGGGGCAGCUGGGGAUGCUGAGAACAGGGCUUGCAGCCAAACUUGGAGCUUUUGGGAUUGAGCCUGAGCUCUCUGGGGCCACAGACUGGCCUGUGCUACCUUUGCAGGAGCUCAGUGGGAUGUAAGACAAGAAGCUGUGGGGUUUGUUUGGUUUGGGUUUUGUUUUGUUUUCUCUUAAGAGGGUACUCCCAGGGGUGCCAUGACUGCUCCAGAGCUCAUGUGUUAAAGACCAGGAACAGGGCAGUUUUUACUUUUGCCUGAUUUGAUGUACUGAUGUCCUUGUCCAGUAUGUUGUUUGUCACAGUCCAUGACCCCUUCCAGCCCCUGACACACCAGUUCAGACUAUGCAGCUUUGCCUGUGCCAGCAAGAGGCACAGUGGGUGUUCACAGUGGUGCCAGCCAGGGUUUCGAUGCUAUCCACAACCUUUUGCCCACACGUCUUUUCCAUUACAUCACCUUUAUUACACGCUUUUUUCCUAACAUCAAACCCAGUCCCCACCCUGAGUCCUCAAAGCCAGGCAGGGUGGCCAUAGCUGGGGUGCAGAGCUGGGCAGAGAUUGGUAAUGGGGGACUCAAGUCCUUCCUGCUGCUGGUGGAGGACAUGAGGGAUGGGGUGGGGAGUGGAAAAGGCAUCCAUGGGGCGAUCUGUGGGUGCAGUGCAGCCCUUAUUCCCUGCCAGGCACAGCCCAGAGCCCCCAGCCCUGUCUCUGGCCCCAAGUAGGUGCCCCCACAGUGCUGGGAGCACUCCUGGUACCCUACAGCAAUCCCCCCAUUGCAACUCCCCCAGCACAGCCUUCUGCACUCAGGGACCAGCACAUCGCCCCAACUCUGCCCUCACUCUCCCUGAACCCUCUUGUCUGGCUCCCCAAAGCCACGUGGAGCAGCACAGGCAUCCCCAAAAUACACAGGGAGGAUGCAGGGGACACAUCAACACAACCACACGGGCCCUUGGCCGCGCUACCCUACACAGCGCUACAUGCACAGCGCCCGCCUCGGGCUCUGCCCUCCGCUCCAGCCCCAGUAAAACCCAGUAAACAGCACCAGUUACACCCCUGGGGUGCUGCUUCAGGGGGUGCCCCUCAGUCAGGCAGCAGCUGCUCCAGCUCUUCCUCGUUCAGGCCAUUGGUGGUGACAAUGUGAUCCAGCUGCUUCAUGUACCGCUCCAGGUCCUGCAUGAAGUGGGGGAUGCGAGCCUUCUCCAGGACCCCGAACUCCUUCAGCCGAUUCACAUCUUCAUAGGACACCUGGAAGGAAGGAGAUGGGGCCAGCAGUGGGAAGUCGAUGGUCUGCCGAUGGCGCAGGAUGCGGAGAAUCCCGUCCAGGUACACCUGGUCCUUACUGAAACAGCCUGGAGCAGCAGAAAAGGCCUGGGAGAGGGCUCCUGGCUUCCACCACCCUCCCCUUGCCUGAACGUUUGCUGACCACAAUAACCAGAAUGUGGGCACUGCCCACAAGUGUGCCAGGGCUCAGGACUGCCAGGUCCCAAGGGGUGACUACUGGGGAGGCAGCCGGGUGCAGCCAGAGCCACAGACCCUACUGGGAUACUUCCCAAGUAAUCCCCAAGUAAUUUUUUCAAAGGAUAAACCACUGCAAGAAUCCAAAUGUAACCAAAUGUAACCAAAUGUUUCUUCUCCUUCCCCUGCUGCUUCCCCAAGAGCUUGUGCCACUCCCAUGGAGAGGGAUACAGGGACUGGGGGCGAUGGCUGUGUUGGGAGGAAAGGGUUAAAAGCAAAACUCUAAUCUGGAGGAUUGUAAAUUGCUCAAGUGACCUUGCACCUGGGUGUAACUCUUGAUAAGCUUGUGAACAGCAGGCUGGUGACCCUUUGAUCUUGUGUUCCUCUGCCCAGGUGUUGGGUGUUGCUCUGGGGAUCCCCCAGUCAGCGAGGUAAUGCAAAUAAAUUUACUUUUUGUGUUCUA
Molecule: messenger RNA, 2997 nt
Organism: Agelaius phoeniceus (red-winged blackbird)
Lineage: Eukaryota; Metazoa; Chordata; Aves; Passeriformes; Icteridae
Gene: TMEM208
Product: transmembrane protein 208
Biological process (GO): vacuolar protein processing
Cellular component (GO): intracellular membrane-bounded organelle
Source: RefSeq, a predicted model, not a curated record